AUGAGUGGAAGCCGCAGCGGUGACCUGCCGUCUCAGUCUAUCGGUAGCCAUGGUUCCAACUCUUCCAUGCGACGGAGGAGGAAGAUCAACGACCAAACAUGCUUUUUCGGGUUGAAGACGAUAAUCAAGAAGUCCGGUACAAGAGAGAAUCCAAAUAGGUUGUUCCACACUUGUGCAAGAUACCCGAAGGGAAGUCACUGCAACUUCUUUAGGUGGGUUGAUGAUGAUGGGUAUGCAGCAGGGGCAGAAAGUGAUGCAUAUGUUAGUGGUGACUAUGAUGAAUGGAGACUGAAUGUGUCAUGGAGAUUGGGUAGCUUGGAGGGUGAAGUUAGAGCAAUGAAGAUGCUAAUAAUGUAUGUCUCAGUUGCAAUGGUUGUGGCUAAUAUCUUUUGUGCAUCACUGUUGUUCACAUCAAUCUCCAAGUAAAGCCACAAAUGGAGUGUUAUGUUGUUGUGUUUUAGAGGU
This is a messenger RNA of Arachis ipaensis, 465 nucleotides long. RefSeq lists its product as uncharacterized. Lineage: Eukaryota; Viridiplantae; Streptophyta; Magnoliopsida; Fabales; Fabaceae. Gene Ontology annotation, molecular function: zinc ion binding. The record is from RefSeq and is a predicted model, not a curated record.